Messenger RNA from Pelobates cultripes (western spadefoot toad), 22987 nucleotides. NCBI's taxonomy places the organism in Eukaryota, Metazoa, Chordata, Amphibia, Anura, Pelobatidae. The record is from the annotation of a GenBank genome assembly.
CGCAUGCGCGGUCUGGCUCCACCGAUAGGAAGAGGAGGGGGAGCGGGAGCGCGCGCGCGGAGAGCUUGUUGUGGGGAGUGCGCGUUUCCGCGGUAUGUGCCGUUAUACCGCGGGCGGGAGGACAAAGCAACUCUCAGGCCCACUUACCCCUUUAAGGCGCUUCAUAAGGGUGCUCUUUUGGCCGCUUUUAGCUAGUCCUCGCUCCUCCAGUGCCGCCCUCAAAUCGGUGACCCGUAGGCUGUCCAGCGGCCUCCCGUCCAGCGUCACGUCCUCCAGCUCCGCCAUAAUUCGUGCCUCGGGUCCCCACUAACUGGGGGGAGAACAAGACACCGGCUGCGGGGCGCUAUACGACCGAGCUCGGCCGAUUCCGCUGCGUGACGUCAGCCUCGGGCACUUCCGCCUCUGUGCUCGGGUACAGUCGGAAAAUCUCUUCUAUUUCCUACUCCUUCCUUCAACGUCACGUUCGGCUACUGUACAGGCCACGCCCAGCUGCCCGGGGCGACUCGUGUAUUUCCGGAUCUCCAGGAGGCUCGGGAAGUAUUUGCUUCUAGCGACAUCAAGUGGACAUUGCUGGAGCUGCACCUGUGUAAGACUCAAGUAAACAUCUCCAUAUCCCAGAUUAUUGUCAGGACACCAUUUUAACAUUGUCCCAGUGUAAACCGCUUAAGGCAAUUAUCGUUUACACUAGGUUUAACAACCAAGUGUUAUUUUACAAGAAAUUCAGAUGAGCUGCUAAUAAUUGCAUGCACAAUGUGGUUACAGGGUCACCCUAAUUGCAUACAGCCCUCUUUUUUUAUAUCAGGGAAUAGUUUGGUUCAUUAAUUUCAUACCUAGAGCUCUGGAAUUUCGACAGCACUUUUCAUUUGCUACACAUUAGUAUGUUCCAGAAAAAGAUGCCCAAACGAGUAUAGGUUUCCAACCUGCCAGGAGUAAAGUUUGUGCAUGUUGUUUAAUUUAAUAAAGCCUGGUUAAAGUGUUCUAAAGCACAAUUUUACGGAAUACAAUUGUCUAAUCAUAUUCCAAUAGUGUGUAUUGACAGUGAUUACACAUCAAAUUGAUGUAUAUGUUGCUUAGUUAAUCUGUACUCUGAAAUGGUACUGAAGAACAUGCUUACCCUGGUUCUUUUAUUUAAAAAAAAAAAAAAAAAAACUGGAUAAUGUGGUUUUAAACCUUUUUUUAUAGACUUAUUCACUAAACUGUUUGUAAGUGACUCAGUGAAAUAUUUAUUCACCAAAUUACGUUAUUUGCUUGGGUACCUUUUUAUGUUCCAGUUCAAAUAAGCCAGUUAUGUUUCUAUAUCUUCUAUUUCUUCCCCUUGAAUUUGCGAUUAUCUGGUCCAGUGUUUGGUGAAUGUUUUUUUCGAUUUGUUCAUAAUGAGGAGAGUACCUGCAAUUAUUUGAGGUUUUGCUCACAUCCAUAGAUAAGUGUCCUUUUUAUUUUUAACGAAUGUGUUAACGCAAUGUUGACGCCAUUGCCAUCGUUAUGUGGUUAUUUGGUAAACUGUACAUUGUCAGAAAUCGAACAGGGGCUUGCACAAUGUAGGCCUGUAUAAUAUGUAAAAAAAUAACUGACCGGCUAUUUUAUUAAAGUGUGAAUUCCAAGUGGUUUCAAAGUGAAUAUCAAAUGUAAGGCCGAAGCAGCAAAAAAUAAUGCAUAGCUGUUGACCUAGAGAACUUUUCCAGUUCUGCUUUCAUUUUCUAUUGAAGUCCUAACUCAAGGCAGACUACUGACCGUUUUAAACUUAUAAUGUGCUCGUUCUAGUGCAAUGUUUGCUCACCACCAGAAACACACACACCAUCUGUAAGCAAAAACUGUAAAACACAACACAAACUGUGUUUACAUCAGGACAUAAACACACAGGAAGUAUCCUCCACCUUCAUGCUGUUACUUAGUGUCCUUGUUUAACCCCUGCACAGUCAUUGAUUUUAUUUAGUCCUCCAGGGCUUUCUUUCUAAUUAACACAUUCUGCAACAGCCUUAACUGAGCGUUUUCUUUCACCACAAGGAUUUUGUUUUUCAGAGGUGUAGUUUUUGAUCUCUUUAGCAUUUGAAUAAAAACCUGUGGUUCUCAUGUUACUAUCACUCCCACAUUUGUUGCAAACAGAGAAUGGCAGAACACAGCCAUUGUGUGUUUACCUUGGCAGUAUCGUGUAAGCAAUUCUGCCCCAGUGAUUACUUGUUACUUCUGUGUCAGAGCAGUCUAAUGGUUAUAUAAAUGCUGUGUACAUAUAUACAGCUGCAGUGCUUUAUCCAACCUGUACUAGAUUAAAGGAGUGGCCUAGACUCCAUAAAUGCCCUUACUACAACUCAAGAUGUCAAACCGUUUUAGCAUGGUUUGACAACUUAUUUGAGUCCCUCCAGGCACCUACCCCACAUCUGAUCAUCCCCAGCAGGAAAAGGUAAAUGUGUCUUUAGACCAAAUCAGCACCAAUGGUCCAUGUCUCUGUAUAUUGGUUGGUUUGUGCACCUUAACCUGAUGGAGAUAUCUUGCUGCUGUGUUCAAUAAGGGGUAUGGUAACUAUACCUCUUUGUGUUUUGUAGACACCUUUUAACAUUAUUACACCAGCAAAAAAGCACUAUGGUUGAGAAUGUUAAAAGAAAAAAAAAGUAUCUAAUUAUUUAAUUGUUUUAAUUGGUGACUUCAAGCACCAAUACCAUUUCAAAUACUUUAAGUGGUUAUAGUGCCUGGAGUCUGUAUGUCCAGCAUUUCUAUAUGAAACACUGCACUCAGAGUUUAACCCCUUAAGGACACAUGACAUGUCAUGAUUCCCUUUUAUUCCAGAAGUUUGGUCCUUAACCUCUUAACGAUGAGUGACGGACAAGGUCCGUCACUCAGGGGAAACCCUUAACGAGUGACGGACCUUGUCCGUCACCCUGUAAAAUUAACCCCAGAUCGCCGUGAUUGCGGGGUUAAUGGUGCUAAUACAGAAGCAGACCGGGAGAACCCGAUUAGUGCUGCCCAGCACAUGUGCUCGCUCUGACAACAUGUCAGAGCGAGCACAUGUGCAUAGUAUACUUACCUUCCGCCUCCCUGCACUUCCUAGUUCUGUGUGAAGUGCAGGCAGACAGAUCAGUGAGGAUUCUGCCCCCGUUAACAAAAAAAAUAAAAAAUAAAGUUUAUUUAAAAUCCCACCCCCAUUUACUCAUUUUAAUUAAAAAAUUAACCCCUUCCCUGCCAAUUGAUCACUGACUACAGUGAUCAAUUGGCAGGGAUUACAUUUUACUGUCAUCUGAUUUUUUUUUUUUAAUUUCUUUUUUUUUUUAACCCUCAGGGGUUAAAUUUAUUUAAUUAAUAAUUUAAAUAUUUUAAAAUUAUAUGUUUAGCUAGCUGGGGUGGGUGGAAGUUAGUGGGGAAUUGGGGGAUUUGGUGUUAGGCUAACUAGGGGUUAACAUUAAAAAAAGUUUUAAAAUAAACUUUAAAAAGUUAAAAAUUAAGCUUAAAAAAAGUUUUAAUAACGUUUAAGUAAAAAAAAAAAAAAACCUACCUUUAUACAGUCCAAAUAAAAAUUAACCCCUUCCCUGCCAGUCGAUCACUGCCUACAGUGAUCAAAAUACAGAUCACAGUAUUAUACUGUGAUCUAAUUUUUUUUUUUUAACCCCUGAGGAUCAUUAUUUAUUUUUUUUAUUUUUUUUUUUUUUAAACCCGCAGUGGUUCAAUUUAUUUAAUAAUUAUAUAUUUUGCUAGCUGGGUGGGUGGGAGUUAUGGGAAAAUGAAUUUACUGUUAGUGCUGCUUACUGCUAGUUAGGGGUUAACGGUAAAAAAAAAAAAAAGCUUAGAAAAAUUUUAAAUUUAAGAAAGUUUAAAAAAAAAAAAUUAAUAAGCAAAACAAAAGUUUAAAAACUAGUUUUUAAAAGUAAAAAAGUUAUAAAAAGUAAAAAAAUACAUUUAAAAACGCUCAUUACCACUACACCUGGAACAAACUAGAGAAAAAAUUAUCCCACGCUAAGGUUCAAAAUAUGCCUUUUGAAUUACCCCAUGGUGUAUUCUUUAAUAAAUAGUAUGUGUUUGUGGGGAAGUUUCAAUACCCAACCGUCUAAACUACUCCAAAUUGGAACAUGGACACAGCAUAAAACUUCAAAGUUAGAAAAAAACUGGCUGCGUCUCAAAUGCGCCCAUUCAACAUCCACAUAUACCUGGCAAAGGUACAUACGGUGGUAUUGCUGUAUUUAGACGACAUAGCUGAGCAACAUAUGAAGUAUUAUACACUGGUAGCACACAUAAGGUUUGCAAAAUAUACUGUGCAAACUCAAUUUGUGUGUCAAAAAGGCAGAAAAAACACUUAUUACCACUACACUUGGUACAAGCUAGCGGAAAAAUGAUCCCACGCUAAGGUUCAAAAUAUACCUUUUGAAAUACCCUCGGGUGUCUAAUUUAAGAAAUGGUAGGCCUUUGUGGAGUAGUUUGAAUUUAAACCCUGCUAAGAUGCUUAGAAAUUGCACAUAGGCCCAGUGUCAAAAUUCAAAGUUCGGUAAAAACGGAUAUGGCUUGGUCUCCUAUAUGGCACUGUAGCUUCAUGAAAUAGUGCCAAAGACAUUCAUUGGGGGUGUCUUUUUACUCAGAAGACUUAGCCGAGCAUAAUUUGGGGGGUUUGAACUUAGUGGCACAUGUGAAAUAUACAAAAUUCCCAGCAAAAAUGCAAUCCAUAUGUAAAAAAACGCGCAAAAUUAUUUAUCACAUAUAUUAGCAUAUAUUGGUGAAAAAAUGGGGGCAUGUUAAGGCACAAUAUGCACCUUAUGAGAUACCCUGGAGUGUCUACUUUUACAAAUGGUCGGCCUUUGUGGGCUUUUUUGAACAGUCAAACUGUUUUAAUACCCCAAAUGGAAGCAUAGGCUCAUUAAAUCCAUCCAAAAUUCUACUGUGAAUACUGAAAAGAACAGGCCUCCUAUAUGGCACUGUAACUUCACGAAAUAGUGCCAAAGGCAUACAAUGGGGGUGUCAUUUUACUCAGCAGAUGUAACUGAACACAAAAUAAAACUUUGUACAGGAAUAGCACACACCAACUUUACAAAAUAAACAUGAGAAUUUCUUUGUUAUAAGUUUGUGUGCCAAAAACAAAAAAAACACAAUUUUACUCCAAUAUUUAGCAGAGAUUGGCGGUGAAAUGGCUACGUAGAAAGUGUCAAAACAACCCUAGGUAAAUAGCCAGUGAUGUCUACGUUCUAUAAAUAUAUACUUUUGUGUGGCAAUUUUGUUUUCUUUUAUGGCUAUUAAGCUUACAAGACAAACAUACCAAAUUCUAAAAUCGCUCAACAUUCAACAGUUUAUUUUACUCCUUGUGCUUUGUGACCUGUAACUACCAAAAAAAAACUUAAAAUCCCAGACACAUUACAUAUUCUGUAAAUCAGAACAACUAAAUUAAUUUAUUUUUAAUUACUUUCCUUAACCUGCAUUAAUUAUGCACACAUUAUUAUAACAAAAGCUGUAAAAAAAACACAAUUUUUAUUUUUUGCAUUUUUCUGUAUUUUUUUUUUUUUUUUAAAUAAUAAAUAAGCAUGUAUAUAGAUAUAUGUCUUACAUCAAAUUAAAGCCCUUUCUGUCCUUUAAAAAAACAAUAUAUAAUAUAUGUCGGUGCAAUAAAAUAAAGUAAAAUGCAAAUUGCAGUUGAACGCAAACAGCAAAAAAUGAAAAAAAUGCUGUUGUCAUUAAGUGAAAGACAAGCUUCUGAACCUCUGUCCUUAAGGGGUUAAAGGAGCACUGUGGGGUCAGGAACGCAAACAUGUAUUCCUGACCCUAUAGGGUUAAAACCACCAUAUAGCCACCCUGGUCCCCUCAUGUCUCCCUAAAUAUAGUAAAUCUUACUUGUAUUCAAGUCUGCAGUUGCAUGCUUUGUGUCUGUUUCCUUUAGACCUGCCUGCUGACAUCAGCAGAAGUGGAAGCCUGAUCCAAUCCCAGUGCUUCCCCAUAGGAUUGGCUGAGACUGACAAGCAGGCAGAUCAGGGGCAGAGCCAGCACAAUUCAAACACAGCCCUGGUCAAUCAGCAUCUCCUCUUAGAGAUUAAUUGAAUCAAUGAAUCUCUAUGAGGAAAGUUCAGUGUUUGGAUGCAUUUUAGGCAGUCAUGACCCAGGAAUGAUCUCUAACUCAGCCAUCUGAGGAGUGGCCAGUAGAGUUAAUCCUAGGCUGUAAUGUAAACACUGCAUUUUCUCUGAAAAGACAGUGUUUACAGCAAAAAGCCUGAAGGUAAUGAUUUUACGCACCAGAACAAAUUCAAUAAGGUGUAGUUGUUCUGGUGACUAUAGUAUCCCUUUAAACUGUCUGCUACUGAAGGUGUAGCUCCAUCACUGCCUGUGUCAUUGGGGUGUCAUCAGCUAGACUGGAAUUAGAGUUUUGAGCUGGUUAAUGUCAAUGAUGUGCAACUUGCAUUGUACAGACUGGCAUUUAUUGUCUGAGAGCAGUCAGAUGACAUUCUCAGCCAAUGAAUGACAAUGGUAUCAGCUUCCCACCCUGCGUCGCCAAACCACCAAAGUAGCUUUGGCAUCUGACCGGGACCCAGAUAACAGCGCAAAGAGUUUACCCUAUUACUGGGGAACUGGACCAGGGUACUAUUCAUAUCAUAACCAGUACAGCAGGCUGUAGUGGUAUGAUGCUGUGAGUAACCCUUUAAGAGAUUUUAAAGAGAAACUGACAAAUUAUUCCACCGACUAUAACAGUGAAAAUUACCUGUAAGCUAUGUUGGCCUUUUUCAUAUAGUGCUGUUUUCUUUUCUUUUUAUGUUAAUAAUUAAGCAAACAUCCUAUUCCUGUUAAGUCCAGACACAACUGGAGCAAACAUUUAAACGAGGAGGAAAAAUAUAAAUAUUUUUAUUUCUUCACGUCAUAAUGUUAAAGUGGUGUGGGUUUCUACAUUUAAAUUUUCACACCAUAUACAUUUUUAUGUGUUAAACAUAGGGGAUAAUUAAACAUAUAUUAACCCCUUAAGGAUCGGACUGUUUUUGCGAUGUUGUACAUUUGCGACUAGGCAUCUUUUUACACUUUUGUGGUGUUUGUGUUUAGCUGUAAUUUUCCGCUCUCUCAUUUACUGUUCCCAUACAAAUUGUAUUUUUUUUUUUUUUUCAUGACAAAAUAGGCUUUCUUUACAUACUAUUAUUUAUAUAAUCGCAUGUAAUUUAAUUUAAAAAAAUAUGAUGAAAAAUUAAAAAAAAAUACUUUGUUUUUUGACUUUUACGUGAAAAAUCUUUUACUCAUCUACAAAAGUGAAUGAAAAAAACUGCUAAAUAGAUUCAACAUUUUGUCCUGAGUUUAAAAAUACCCAGUGUUUACAUGCUUUUUUUGCUAUUUGCAUGUUAUAGGGCUAUAAGUACAAGUAGGAUAUUGCGGUUUCAAAACAUACAUUUUUUUAAAUUUAUCAAUAGUGACAUUGUAACACUAUUAUUUGUCAUAAAUCUCUGAAUAACACCCCACAUGUACAUAUUUUUUAUUUUUUUUUAAAGUAGACAACCCAGGGUAUUCAAUAUGGGGUAUGUCCAGACUUUUGUAGUAGCCACUUAGUCGCAAACACUGGCCAAAGUUAGCGUUCAUAUUUGUUUGUGUGUGAAAAAGGUAAAAAAGAAACGAAAUUGAACGCUAAUUUUGGCCAGUGUUUGUGACUGUGGUUACUAAAAAAAGACUGUACAUACCCCAUUUGCUAUACCUUGGGUUGUCUUCUUUUGCAAAUGGUAUGCCAUCAUGGGGGUAAUUCUCAUUCCUGGGCUACCAUAUGCUCUCAAAGUCAACGUAACCAACCUGGCCAUUUUCAAUGUAAAAAUAUAUGACCCUGUAACUUUCAAAAAUGCUAUAAAACCUGUACAUGAGGGGUACUGUUAUACUCAGGAGACUUUGCUGAACACAAAUAUUAGUGUUUAAAAACUGGAAAACUUAUCGAAACAAUUAUAUUAUCAGUAAAAGUGCUGUUUGUGUAUGAAAAAUGCAACAAAGUCACUUUCACUGACAAUAUCAUCGCUGUGAUAUGUGUUACUGUUUUGAAGCACUAAUAUUUGUGUUCAGCGAAGUCUCCCGAGUAAAACAGUACCCCCCAUGUACAGGUUUUAGGUUGUCGUAGAACGUUACAGAGUAAAAUACAGUGCUAGCAAAUUAAAUUCUCUGGGCUUUCGGCCUGGGUUGGCAGGCAGGUCCCUCAAAUUGCAAUCAAUAAAAUUACUGAAUUAGGUAAAAAUAUUACAUAAAUACGCACGUAGAAUUUCAUUAUAUAAGCAUAUUUAUAUAUUUGAAGUCUACGUGUAUAUUUAUAUAAUUAUUUCUGUCAGUAUAUUUGCUGUGAUACUUUUUAAUGUUUUGAAACACAAAUAUUUGUGUUCACCGAAGUCUCCGGAGUACAACAGUACCCCUCAUGUACAGGUUUUAUGGUGUUUUCAAAAGUUACAGCGUCAAAUAUAAGGCUUGCGUUUCAUUUUUUUCACAUUAAAAUUCGCCAGAUUGGUUUCGGUGCCUUUGAGACCCUAUGGUAGCCCAAGAAUGAAAAUUACCCCUAUGAUGGCAUACCAUUUGCAAUAGUAGACAACCCAAGGUAUUGCAAACGGGGUAUGUCCAGUCUUUUUUAGUAGCCACUUAGUCACAAACACUGGCCAAAAUUGGCGUUUUUUUGCAUUUUUCACACAAACAAAUACUAACGCUAACUUUGGCCAGUGUUUGUGGCCAAAUGGCUACUAAAAAAGACUGGACAUACUCCAAUUGCAGUACCUUGGGUUGUCUACUAUUGCAAAUGGUAUGCCAUUAUGGGUGUAAAUUUCAUUCCUGGGCUACUAUAAAUUUUAAAAUGUAAUGUGCUAUAUUUGACCCUGUAACUUCCCAAAACGCCAUAAAACCUGUACAUAGGGGGUACUGUUUUACACGGGAGACUUUGCUGAAUACAAAUAUGUGUAUUUUAUUGCAGUAAAAGCAAACCGUAUUAUGACAUUGACAGUUAAAAUGUCAUGUAGAACUAAAAAAAUAAAAAAAUCUUAUUUUCUCCCAUUUUUUUUUCAUAUUAAAUUAUGUUUCAUAGCUAAAUAUUUGAUAUUAAAUGAAAGCCCUGUUUCCCCUGAAUAAAAUGAUAUAUAAUAAGGGUGGGUGCAUUUAAUAUGAAAGAGGUGAAUUACGGUUGGACAGACAUGUAGCGCAAAUGCCAGGUUUUGUUUACAUUUUGUUUCGUUCACAACGUGUACAUUUGGCUCCGUCCUUAAGGGGUUAAAGUAGAUACAUGGACACCCAGGUAGGACUCCUUUUUACUAGGGAUCGACAGAUUAUCGGCCGAUAUUCGGCAUUUUCAGCAAUAUCUGUAUCGGCAAAUAGAGAUACUGAUAUUGCCGAUAGUACAUACCAGGACCACCGGGCCCAUGACAAGCCCGGCGGUCCUGGGGGGCCCAGCAAUAGCUAACUUACCUUCCCUUCAGCUCCCCUGUGUAAAUCUUGCGAGUUUUGUGGCCGUCAGAGCCUUGCCACUGGUUACCAUGGCUACGCUCCGAGCAGCACACUGGCCGCGAGACUUAAACAGGGGAGCUGAAAUGAGCUGCUGGGAAGGUAAGUAAGCGCUUACUGGUCCACAGUCCAUGCCCCCAGACCACCAGGAAAUGACCGCGCCCUCUCUGGCCAAGAAACAAGCAGGGAGGGUGAAAUAAAAAAUAAAAAUAAAAAACAUUUUAAUAUUAAAAUUUUUUUUAAUUAAAAAUGCCUUCCCCUCCCAUUUUACACAAAUUACAUACCUACAGAAACACACACACACACACUCUGCAUUACAUAUACACUGCUUUCACUAUACACAUACUACAUAAAUACAGUGCAUUCACUAUACACACACACUUUGCAAUCAUAUACACACCUCUCACAAACAAUUUUUUGUUAAUUGUUUGGGUACCUUAAUAGACACAGUGUUCUGUUUUCUUAUUCUAUGGUUAUUUAACGCAGGGUUGGCGCAAGGUUGCCCUGUCGACUAGAAAUUUUGUCCUGGUGCCUGGUUGUCAGCCCGUUUAGCGGCUGCGGAAUCAACCUUCCCACACCGCGGCAACUGGCUAAGGGAGAAUGAAGGUGACGAGUGCUCUGCUCCCUCACACAUCUUGUAGUUAUGCCAGGAGACAAUGUCACUCUGACCUGGACAUCAUUGAAUGGAGCAAAGCAAGAAGAUCUUUUAAAUUACAGUAGCCACACUGGACCCCAGGGAAAGGAUCCAUUCCAGCUCUCCCAAAGUUGGGAGUCUGGGUGGACUUAAAGGACCAGUCUAGGCACCCAGACCACUUCAGCUUAAUGACGUGGUCUGGGUGCCAGGUCCAGCUAGGCUUAACCCAUUCUUUUGUAAACAUAGCAGUUUCAGAGAAACUGAUAUGUUUAUGAAUGGGUUAAGCCUUCCCCCAAAGCCUCUAGCGGCUGUCUCAUUGACAGCUGCUAGAGGCGCUUGCGUGAUUCUCACUGUGAAAAUCACAGUGAGAGCACGCAAGCGUCCAUAGGAAAGCAUUGCUAAUGCUUUCCUAUGCGACCAGCUGCGCGCGCAGCUAGCCGACGGGGAGGAACGGAGGAGGAUCGGAGGCAGAGAGAUCCCCGCCCAGCGCUGGAAAAAGGUAAGUUUUACCCCUUUCCCCCUUCCAGAGCCGGGCGGGUGGGGGCACCCUCAGGGUACUAUAGUGCCAGGAAAAACUAGUAUGUUUUCCUGGCACUAUAGUGGUCCUUUAAAUGAAAACCAAAUAAUAAUUUGUGAGUGUUUCAGUGUGUGUGUCUCAGCUAAUAUGUAUCGGUCAGUGAGUGUCAAAUCUUAUGAAUAUGUGUCUGUCUGCCAGUGUGUGUGUGUGGCAAAUUGGUAAUGCAAGUAGUUAUAUAUUCUAUUGUCUAUAACUGUUCCCAAGUCCUUCUCCACACAGCAGCCACAAGUAUCACAGAUGUAACCUUACUUUUUUUGUGUGUGUGUGUAUUUACAUACAUAAACACUGAUCAGCCACAGCAUUAAAAUAUCCUACCGAAUAUCGUGUAGGUUCCCCUUGUGUUGCCAAAAUAGAUGUGAGGCAUUGAGGCAUGGACUCCACAAGACCUCUGAACAUGUCAUGUGGUAUCUGGCAUCAAAACAUUAGCAGCAUAUCCUUCAAUUCCUGCAAGUUGUGAGGGGUGGCCUCCAUGGAUUGGAUUUGUUAUUACAACACAUCACACAGAUGCUCAAUCAGAUUUCGAUCUGGAGACUGUUGUGUUCCUCAAACCAUUCCUGAACAAUUUUUCAGUGUGUCAGGUUGCAUUAUCCUGCUGAAGGAGGCCAUUGCCAACAGGGAACACCAUGGACAUGAAGGGGUGUACGUGGUCUGCAACAAUGUCUAGGUAGGUGGUACGUGUCAAAGUAACAUCCACAUAAAUGCCAGGAACCUGGGUUUCCCCAGCAGAACAUUUGUUGUCCAAAGCAUAACACUGCCUCUGCCGACCUGCCUUCUUCCCAUAGUGCAUCCUGCUGUCACCUCUUCCCCAGGUAACAACGCACCAAAAUGUAAUUCAUCAGACCAUGUACCCUUCUUCCAUUGCAUCAUUGUCCAGUUCUGAUGCCCACGUCCCCAUUGAAGGUGCUUUCAGAGGUGGACAUGGGCUCUCUGAUCAGUCUGAUUAUUCACUUGCUGCCUAAUGCCCAAUACCCUUGACAGGUGCCAUUGUAACGACAUAAUGAAUGUUAUUAACUUCACCUGUCAGUGGUUUUAAUGUUGUGGCUGAUCAGUGUAUAUUACGUUACAUCAUUUGACACAUGAUCAUUAAAGAAACACUCCAAAACUUUAACCCCUUAAGGACCGGCCUGUUUUUGCGAUGUUGUACGUUAAAGACCAGAGCAGUUUUGACACUUUUGUGGUGUUUGUGUUUAGCUGUAAUUUUCCGCUCUCAUUUACUGUUUCCAUACAAGUUAUAUAUUGUUUUUUUCAGGACAAGAAGGGCUUUCUUUACAUACCAUUAUUUGUAUUAUGUCAUAUAGUUUAUUUAAAAAAAAAAUAUGGUGAAAAAUUGAAGAAAAAAAUGUUUUUGGACUUUUACUUGAAAAAUCUUUUACUUAUCUACAAAAGCUAAUGAAAAAAACUGCUAAAUAGAUUCACAAUUUUGUCCUGAGUUUAAAAACACCCAGUGUUUACGUGCUUUAUUGCUUUUUCUUGCAAGUUAUAGGGAAAUUGCGCUCUCUCUCUCUCUCUCUCUCUCUCUCUCUCUCUCUCUCUCAUAUCAAUAGUGACAUUGUAACACUGUUAUCUGUCAUAAAUCCACGAAUCACACCUCACAUAUUUUUUUUUUUUUUUAAAGUAGACAACCCAGGUUAUUCAAAAUGGGAUAUGUCCAGUCUUUUUUAGUAGCCACCUAGUCGCAAACACUGGCCAAAGUUAGCAUUUAUAUUUGUUUGUGUGUUUAAAAAUGCAAAAAAACGCUAUCUUUGUCCAGUGGCUACUAAAAAAGGCUGAACAUACCCCAUUUGCAAUACCUUGGGUUGUCUUACAUAGAAACAUAGAAUGUGACGGCAGAUAAGAAACAUUCGGCCCAUCUAGUCUGCCCAAUUUUCUAAAUACUUUCAUUAGUCCCUAGUCUUAUGUUAUAGUUAGGAUAGCCUUAUGCCUAUCCCACGCAUGCUUAAACUCCUUUAUUGUGUUAACCUCUACCACUUCAGCUGGAAGGCUAUUCCAUGCAUCCACUACCCUCUCAGUAAAGUAAUCCUUCCUGAUAUUAUUUUUAAACCUUUGCCCCUCUAAUUUAAGACUAUGUCCUCUUGUUGUGGUAGUUUUUCUUCGUUUAAAUAUAGUCUCCUCCUCCACUAACCACCGAGCAUACCCGGGUCCACACUGCGGGACAUGGCCAUGGGAAAACAGCGGAGGAGGAAUGCUGCCUCCGGCCGGUGAGAGUCAGCAGAGAGCCGGGAGAUGGGGUGCAGCUGGAAGAGAUAGUGGGAUGAUGGUGGGUCAUGGCAAGGGUACAGUAAGUGAUGAUGCAGGGGUGCUUUGUUUUCAUGCAAAUCACUUUGAAAUGACUUAUUUAUGUACUCAGAGCAUGUGUUCUAUAUAUACAUUUUAAGGUCCGACUAUCAAGUUUUCACUAACAUUGUUUUGUACCAGUAUUUGUGAAUUUACACAACUAGAAGUACAUAUAUAUAUAUAUAUAUAUAUAUAUAUAUAGUAUAGUUGAAAAAGGAUGCACUCAGAGGUCUUUUUAGAAGAAAUAUAGUGUAUUUUAAUCCAUAUAAGGUUUACAAAUGACUUGAUCGACGUUUCGACCCAAUAGGGUCUUCCUCAGGAUCAAUAUGUAAACAUAAAACCUACAAAUAUAUAGGAAAACAUAAAAUGUACUCACCAAUUGUGUUACAGUUCCCUCAUCCCUCCCGUCCGAACCCGGAAGUAAAAACCGGAAGUGACGUAACGUGAACGAAAUUACGUGUUCAACUAUUAGCUGUGAACGUGGUUACUAGGAAACCAAUACACAUAUCAAGAAUUGGUUUCAAAAACCGAGUAGGUGCUGAAAUAUAAGUGGCUAUUUAACCAUUAUAUAUAUAUAUAUAUAUAUAUAUAGCCAGUAUCUGCAGUGUAUGUAGAAUCAUUCAGUAAAAGUGCCAGUGCAAAGAUAAAAAAUAUAAGUGCCUGUUCAAAAUACAUCAAAGACAGCUGUGAUAAAGUGACUAGUGCCCAAAGUGAAAAGAGCUAUAUAUACUGAGACAAAAAAAUUGCAUCUUAAAAACAUAAAUAUUAGCCAUGGAGAAAAUAGCAGUAUAGCAUAAUUAUUAUCAAUAUAAUAUCAAUUAGUAUUAAUCUAUAAGUUCUAAAGGCUUUAGAGGCAUAAAUAUAUUAUAGAAUCUGAUUAUCAAAGCAAAAGAUUUUUGUAUGAAAAGUGCUGCACGGUCAAAGAGUAAAUUCAUAAAGUAUGAGAUACUAUCUCUAAUAAAUCCAAAGUUGUUUAGGGAAUUUAAAUAUUAUAUCUUGUCUUAAAGGGUCCACAAGCAACGGAGUGUAUAUUCUCCAAAAAUUAUAUAGGGCAGAGUAUAUAUAUGAAUGAAAAUGGAUUAAAGGAACAUAGAGUAUACAAUGUUUGGAUUUAUUAGAGAUAGUAUCUCAUACUUUAUGAAUUUACUCUUUGACCGUGCAGCACUUUUCAUACAAAAAUCUUUUGCUUUGAUAAUCAGAUUCUAUAAUAUAUUUAUGCCUCUAAAGCCUUUAGAACUUAUAGAUUAAUACUAAUUGAUAUUAUAUUGAUAAUAAUUAUGCUAUACUGCUAUUUUCUCCAUGGCUAAUAUUUAUGUUUUUAAGAUGCAAUUUUUUUGUCUCAGUAUAUAUAGCUCUUUUCACUUUGGGCACUAGUCACUUUAUCACAGCUGUCUUUGAUGUAUUUUGAACAGGCACUUAUAUUUUUUAUCUUUGCACUGGCACUUUUACUGAAUGAUUCUACAUACACUGCAGAUACUGGCUAUAUAUAUAUAUAUAUAUAUAUAUAAUGGUUAAAUAGCCACUUAUAUUUCAGCACCUACUCGGUUUUUGAAACCAAUUCUUGAUAUGUGUAUUGGUUUCCUAGUAACCACGUUCACAGCUAAUAGUUGAACACGUAAUUUCGUUCACGUUACGUCACUUCCGGUUUUCACUUCCGGGUUCGGACGGGAGGGAUGAGGGAACUGUAACACAAUUGGUGAGUACAUUUUAUGUUUUCCUAUAUAUUUGUAGGUUUUAUGUUUACAUAUUGAUCCUGAGGAAGACCCUAUUGGGUCGAAACGUCGAUCAAGUCAUUUGUAAACCUUAUAUGGAUUAAAAUACACUAUAUUUCUUCUAAAAAGACCUCUGAGUGCAUCCUUUUUCAACUAUACUAUUUAUCAGCAUAGGUCUGCACCGGGGCACAGUGACUAUUACCUCUUUGAAGCAAGGGUGAGUGCCAUUAUUAUGUUUUAUAAAAUUGUGGGUGUUUGCUACACCUUUAUGCGCACCCCCUCACGGAUUAUUAACUAAACAGUGAACUAUCCCUCAUUUGGAAUUUUUUGUGGCAGCCAUGGAGGACUUUUUGGCUAAAGCAGGAGCUUUAAUAGAAUCUGCAGAAACUCUUACUAUUUCAGAUGAACAAGCUAGUGCUAUUCUCUGGCCACAAACCUCGGGUGAAUUAGCACAUACCAAUUCUAUACAGGAUCUUUAUAACGAUCUUAUCAAAUUGAAAAAAAGAGAAAUAGAUUUAGAUCUGCAUGGGGUCUUUAUAUCAGACUACCACAGAUCCAAAAGGAUACCUAGAGGUUUUAGGGUGAGAAAUGCACCCACCAUAGGACGGCAAAAUCCUGAUUUUUGUAGGAAGUGGAUGCAAAUAUCCAAUAAAUGCUCAUUAGAUUGGAUGGUUAUCGUAGUGGAAGAAGUUGGCAGAGAACUUAUAUUCGUCAAACAGUCUAUACAGAAUAUAGAAACAACGAAUUCUAACAUGUUACAAGCCUCCACUGCAACCGUUCAAAUGCUAAAACUACAAGAUGAAAUAAGUAGAUACAAAAAUGAACUUAUUCGUUUUAAAAAACAGAAAUUGGAAAAAGUGAAUAAUGAUUAUAAAUUCCAUCAGGUAUACAGAUGGUUGGGAGGAUCGCAGGAUACCCAUAGAUUUAAUGCGAGAUUUAGAACCAAAAUACGUAAACCAUCCUUCCAAACGAUCGAUGCUAGCUCUGGGGAUUCAACGUCUGACCCGGACAGCAGAGGCGAUAACAGAGCCCAGGCCGGGGCCAAUUUUUUAGAAGAAGGCCCACCACCAAGGGAACCACCAGAUAUUCCCCGUAUCAACACCCGAGGCGCAAAAAGAACCGCCCUAUACGACGAGGACAGAAUAACUGGAAAAAACAUAAAUCCGACUGGAAGACCCCCGAGAAUACGGAAAUGACAUCUGUAUUUAAUCUGUCAGAAAAAAUUUUAAAUGCUGAUCAUUAUUCCGUUUUGAAUAAAGGACUCUCAUUUGUCCCAGUGUCCAGACCAGAUCCAUUUCAAACGGAAAUUGAAAUUUAUAAGACUCAGCGCACACUUUAUAGCAACGAACUCAGAAAGGAUAAUACAACGGAACAUGUCCAUCCAUUCUAUAAGAAAUCUAACAAGGACAUACGUACUUUUAAUUCUUCCAUUAAAACUUUCAUUCAAACUUUGAAAGCAGACACAGAGCAAAUAUUUAAGAACCCUCCAAAAUACCAUCAGAACCUUACUAAAGGAGAAAAAAUGGCUCUUAAAGAUCUUAGUGAUGAUCCCAACAUAGUGAUUCACUCUGCUGACAAGGGUGGAGCCACGGUUAUACAAUCAUAUCGAGACUAUCGUCAAGAAAUUCUACGUCAGUUGGAUGAUAUUGCCACAUAUAUAAAACUUACCUAUGAUCCUGCCAGUAAAUUUCAGACAAGGAUUAAAAACCAUAUAGAAUUGGGAAUCCGCAAUGGAUAUUUAGAUGAUAAAACAGCACAAUACCUAUAUGUUAUAAAUCCAAAACAUCCAGUGUUAUACACACUACCUAAAAUCCACAAAGAUCCCAUGAAACCGCCUGGCAGACCCAUUGUGUCAGCCAAAGAGGGCUUACUUGAACCUGUCACGAAAUAUAUUGACUUUCAUAUUAAAAAAAGUGUAAUGGCAUUACCCACAUGUCUACGUGACACUCAGGAUUUUAUUCAUAAAAUCAAUUUAAUUCCAGACAUCGAAGAAUCACAUCUACUAGUUACUAUGGACGUCCAAAGCCUGUACACCGUCAUACCUCAUAAUGACGGUGUCCAGGCUUUGAGAGAGGUCCUUAGUUCCUCCUCAUUAUAUGUGGGACCACCUAUAGAGUUCCUUAUGGAGUUCUUACUUAUUGCUCUUUCUUGCAACUACUUCAAAUUUGAAAACAAUUUUUUUCUACAAACGUCUGGGACAGCUAUGGGUGCAGCCAUGGCACCCUCCUAUGCUAAUGCUUUCAUGUUUGUUUUUGAAAAUGCAUGGAUUCUACAGAAAUAUGGACAUCAAAUUAAACACUACCAUCGCUUUGUCGAUGAUAUUUUUUUGAUCUGGAUGGGUAAUAUGGAAGAAUUGGACUCCAUGCUACAAGAGAUCAAUCAAGCCUCUACACCAGUGAAGUUAAGUAUGACAUGUGACACACAAUCUAUAGAAUUCUUGGAUGUGACUGUAUUUAAAAAUCAAGGCAAGUUGGAGUUCACACUAUAUCGCAAAGAGACAGAGCGAAACACCUUACUAUUAUCUUCAAGUUUUCAUCCUAGGAAUUUUAAAGCCUCUUUACCUAUAUCCCAGUUUCUGAGGGUAUACAGGUAUAACAGCACCAACGAAAGAUGUGAGAUACAACUUAAAGAAAUGUGGAAUAGAUUUAGAGCUAGGGGAUAUCCCUAUUGUACUCUUGAACUAGCCUUAAAAAAAGCGAAAGAAAUAUGGGAAUCUGAAAUGAAGAAUAACAAAAAAGUCAAAACAACGACAACAUCGAGGAUAUUCCUACCCCUAACUUUCCACACAGGGACCUCAAGAAUUAGAGACUCCAUCUACAAACACUGGGAUAUGUUACAAACAGACAAACAACUACCCAAAUCUUUUCAAAAUCGACCGAUGCUAAGUUACAAGAGGAAUAGAAACCUCAAAGAUAUCCUUGUAAAAAAUGAUCCCAGACACUGCUAUAUUAAAACUCCCAAAAUUGUCAAAAAAGGAUGUUUCAAAUGUGGAGGAUGCGUUACCUGUAGUCACAUGGUCAGUGGGGCUACUUUUGCCCACCCUCAUAGUGGUCAAAGAAUCAGUAUUUCUCAAUAUAUCACUUGUACCACUGACCAUGUGAUCUACUUAAUUACGUGCCCGUGUGGACUAUCCUAUGUGGGUAAGACGGACCGUACCCUCAGGGAUCGGAUACGGGGUCAUCGAUCUACAAUUACAACCGCAUUUCGGGACAAUUAUAGCGAUAAGCCGGUGGCGAAACAUUUUCUUGCUCUAGGACAUCGACUACCAACUCUCCGUUUUACAGCCAUUGAUCACAUUCCCCCCUUACCUAGAGGGGGAGAUAGAUCCAAGAUACUUCUACAGAAGGAGGCACGAUGGAUACAUCGUUUGGACACAGUAGCACCUAAGGGGCUCAAUGAAAACAUUGUAUACUCUAUGUUCCUUUAAUCCAUUUUCAUUCAUAUAUAUACUCUGCCCUAUAUAAUUUUUGGAGAAUAUACACUCCGUUGCUUGUGGACCCUUUAAGACAAGAUAUAAUAUUUAAAUUCCCUAAACAACUUUGGAUUUAUUAGAGAUAGUAUCUCAUACUUUAUGAAUUUACUCUUUGACCGUGCAGCACUUUUCAUACAAAAAUCUUUUGCUUUGAUAAUCAGAUUCUAUAAUAUAUUUAUGCCUCUAAAGCCUUUAGAACUUAUAGAUUAAUACUAAUUGAUAUUAUAUUGAUAAUAAUUAUGCUAUACUGCUAUUUUCUCCAUGGCUAAUAUUUAUGUUUUUAAGAUGCAAUUUUUUUGUCUCAGUAUAUAUAGCUCUUUUCACUUUGGGCACUAGUCACUUUAUCACAGCUGUCUUUGAUGUAUUUUGAACAGGCACUUAUAUUUUUUAUCUUUGCACUGGCACUUUUACUGAAUGAUUCUACAUACACUGCAGAUACUGGCUAUAUAUAUAUAUAUAUAUAUAUAUAAUGGUUAAAUAGCCACUUAUAUUUCAGCACCUACUCGGUUUUUGAAACCAAUUCUUGAUAUGUGUAUUGGUUUCCUAGUAACCACGUUCACAGCUAAUAGUUGAACACGUAAUUUCGUUCACGUUACGUCACUUCCGGUUUUUACUUCCGGGUUCGGACGGGAGGGAUGAGGGAACUGUAACACAAUUGGUGAGUACAUUUUAUGUUUUCCUAUAUAUUUGUAGGUUUUAUGUUUACAUAUUGAUCCUGAGGAAGACCCUAUUGGGUCGAAACGUCGAUCAAGUCAUUUGUAAACCUUAUAUGGAUUAAAAUACACUAUAUUUCUUCUAAAAAGACCUCUGAGUGCAUCCUUUUUCAACUAUACUAUUUAUCAGCAUAGGUCUGCACCGGGGCACAGUGACUAUUACUUCUUUGAAGCAAGGGUGAGUGCCAUUAUUAUGUUUUAUAUAUAUAUAUAUAUAUAUAUAUAUAUAUAAUGUCUAUGGAAGUACGACCGGCCCAAAAUGGCCCCCGCGUUUCUCGACCACCAGAGGUCAGUGCGGCAUAUAUGUAUAAUAUGUCUAUGCUUAAUAAGGUCAGUUGGAGUUCUGAUAGGCUAAAGCAGUCAGCUGACGCUAAACCAAUCACAACUGCCCAUUGCUGCUGAAGCUGAUACUUCAUCUUUAGCAAAAGCAGCAGGGGCAUAUUUAAUGCAUUUAGCAUUAAUAUAUGAAAACAUUAAAAAUUGUUUAAUGCUGAAUUAAAUCAUGGUACCAGAGGAUUCCAGACCCUAAAACUAGUUUAAUGAGAUGAAGCAGAUAUAGUAUCAAUUUAAGGACGGAGGCAAUUGUACAAAUUCUGAUGAAAACAAAACCUAGAAUUUGAGCUGUAUGUCUGUUCAACCAUAAAUUAGCUCUUUCAAAUUAAGUGCACCUACACUUUUACAUCAUUUUGUUCUGGAGCAAUAGGGCUUUCAUUCCACAUCAAAUAAUUAUAUAUAACACAAUUUAAUAUGAAUAAAAUCUAGAAAAGUGUGAGAAAUUAAGAAAUGUUAUUUUCCAAGAUCUGCAUGUAGUUUUGACUGUGACUGUCCUAAUACUGUUAGCAUUUACUGCAAUAUAUUACACGUUUGUAUGCUGCAAUGUCCCACAGGUACAACAAUGCCCCCCCAUGUACAGGUUUUAUGGUGCUUUGGAAACUUACCAGGUCAAAUAAAGAGUUUGUCUAUUUCAGUUUUUACACAUUGAAAUUGACUGGUUUGCUGGGCAUAUGUUUCCUUUAAGACCAGCACAGGAAUGAGAAUUACCCCCAUCAUAGCAUACCAUUUGUAAAAGUAGACAAACCAGGUUAUUCAAAAUGCCCAGUAUAUUUUUUUAGUAGCUGCUUACUCACAAACCGUUGGAAAAUAUAUAUAUAUUAAUUAAUUUUAUUUUUUUUGGCACUUUCACUGAUAUUGUCAUUUUACAAGUUUUAAAACACUCUCAUAUUUGUGUUUAGCUAAAUCUAACAAGUAAAACAUUUACCCCUAUGUUCAGGUUUUAUGGUGUUUUGGAAAGUUACUUUGUCAAAUAUAGAGCUUGCAAACAAAAAAUUCCCAACUUCAAAAUACCCCAACAAUAGUGUAAAACAUACUAAUGAUUUUUUUAAAUAACUCUGCUUCAAACUGCCGAUCAGGUCCAUGUUUUCGGAAGGACCAGAUUGGCUGAAGGAAGUGUGUCCGACAGUCCCAUCCCCCUUUUGACACUCCAGACCCCUAAAGCACUCUAGCUUGCAGAAAAGCAUUAUAUGUGGAGUGCAUUUUUUUUUUUUUUUUUUUUCUUUUUUCCAAAGCGCAGAUUUCAAUAGAAAUUGACACUUUUGUGAAUUUAGCUGGUUUACACCUCCCUGGUCCUGUUACUUCCUGAUUUGGUUAGCUUAACGGAGCUAAACUCAAGAGGCAGUCAAUUACCCAGAGCAUCUGCCUUGCAAAGACAUCUCAUUGAGCUGCAUUGGGAAGUCUGUGAUUGGACAGCCACAGAAAGUUUGGGCGGGGUUAGAAGAGGAGUGCUUGCACAGGCUGCAGGCAGAAGAAAUGCAGGUUUUGCAAGUGGUUUUUAGAUUAGGCCCCAAUGAAAAAAUGCAUAAUUAAAUGCAUGUAAAUUUUAAUUUGGAGGUAUUUCUACUAAACAGUAAUUUUUAUUUUGUAUUUGGGCAGUGGAGAGUCCCUUUUAAGCUUUCUUUCUUGCAGUGUUCAGCAAUGGUGGAAGCAUUUGCUCAAGCAGCAGUGAUCGGCUGAAAGUGUCAGUUGAGGUGCUUAGACUAUCACUGGCUGCCCAUAAUAAGUAAUGCUUCAGUAAUGUAAGUAUUUCCGUGAAGCAUUCGUCGCGAUGGGUGCCCAGUAAUAGGCUGAGAGCUCUGUGGAAACUCUAAGCCUACUGCUGGUGCUUGAGCAAACUCUUCCACAUUUGCUGAACACUACAUGAAUGGACACUGGAACAGUUGACUCUGCAUUAAACUGUGAAAAUAGUUCACUUGAAAUAAGUCUCUGUAUAUGCUGAUUUGCUUCUAUUUCGGAUGAAAUUUGAAAUUAGCUUUAAAUUCCCACCAAUUCUCAGUUCAUGAAUAACCCUGUCAAUGCCAUGCAUAGCAUUUCCUUCUGCUAUACUGAUGAGUGUUCUAAUGGCAAUGUAUUUUACUACUGAAACUAAGUUUCAUUGUAAUUUUCCCCACAUUUCUAUUAGUACGCGAUAACAAGUAAUUGUUCCUUGAACUGGUGAAUAUUUCCCUCUGCAUUAUUUAUUGGACAUUUUACAGAAUGUGUAUGACUUGUAGCAAGUUUAUACAGUUGAACAUUUUAUCACUGUAUUAUGCUUGACUUAUUAUCUGAUAUGCUUAGUUAUUGUUCAACUUUUACUCCGAUAUAACCACUGUUGCUUAUUUUCAGUGCAUUUUAAUCUACUUCUUUAAGUAUUUCUGAAGUUAUUUCAGAACUACUUCUGCAUUGACAAUCUAUUUAUCAUUUGUUUCAGAUAAUGUCAGAGGAGGAUAACCCCAUCUCGUACAUCCCUUCUCAGGAAAUGCGCUGUGUUCUGCAUUGGUUCUCAGGGUGGUCAGAGCCUCAGCGUAGUCGCUUCAUGGAAGACCUGCUUUGCAAGGCUGUUCCUGGAAAAUUAUUCCUUCUACUAGAAGGACUGAACUCACUGCAGCUAAAUGCUCCACCUCCCAGUCUCUUUCAGUGUCAGAUGAAGCUCUGGGAUCAAUGGUUCCAGGGAUGGGAUGAGGAUGAGAGGAAUGAAUUCUUGCACCGUCUUGAGCUUCAGGAACCUGCGUUUGUAGCUAAAUUCUACCAGGAAGUGGCAGGAACUGUGGGCAAGGAUUGAGAGAAGAGCAGCAAGAAACAGAGAUUGUGGCUCAUGGGAGGAGUAAUGGUUAGUGUGAGCAAAAUAUCAGCCAGCUGUGUUUGCAGAGAGUUUAUGUACUAAUAUAUUACUUGAUUUGUGCAUAUUUCUCAUUAAACCAAGGUCAGAAAUUUCUCUAGUGUUGAUUAUUACACUACAUAAGAGUUGUUGUUUUUUUUCACAGCUGGCUAAAAGGGAACUAUAACAAUAUAUAGCAAUCUAUUCUGCAGUGCAGAACCCUCACUUAACUACAUGUCAUGGUUUUGAAAGUACCAUAUAUGGAAUAACUCCUGCUUGCCUUGAUUAUUUCCUUAUGUACUAUAUAUAUAUAUAUAUAUAUAUAUAUAUAUAUAUAUAUAUAUAUAUAUAUAUAUAUAUAUAUAUAUAUAUAUAUAUAUAUAAUAUCCACAAGAAAGGCUGCACUUCACGGUCUUAUUCAAAACUCUUUUAUUAGGUAUACCUUAAAAAAGAUCAACGUUUCAGCCCCAUGUUGGGCUUUCCUCAGGAGCAAAAAAAGGACAUAUGUGGAUAUUCUAUGUGAACCAGCCAGUAUGCUUUGGCACCCGGCAUUUACCAAAACAGCGUGAGUGCAAGAAUUUUUUAUAUGUAUAUAUCUUUUAUUUUUUUUUAUUUUUUUAAGUAAUACUUUGUACUCGUUAUACAAAUGAACUUUGUAGCGGAAUUAAUUUAAAUGAGCAACAAUAUUCUUUCCUAUGCCAUACAACACCACCAAGUUGUUCCCUUCUGUUGUGUCAGAAUAUCUUCAUCUACGACCUGAGAUUGAUAAAUAUCGUGCACUAUCAGAGAUUGCUUCUUGUGUCUUUUCCAUGCGAGCAUGAGAAUAAAUAUUAUGGGGAAAAGUGCACCUAAACAGGCCCAUGUCAGAUAAGUAUUUGUAUCCACAUUUGGGUUUAAAGUGGGGCAACUGUAGUCCAAAAUCCUGAAAAAGAAGAAAUAAUGGAAACUGUUGUGAGCUAUGUGAUGAUUUUUGUAAAAUGGUUCAAUGUGGUUUUACAUACGAUUUCAAAUAAGCAAACAACCCGUUAAUCAAAAUGUUAAAUGACAAAAAAUGAUUUCAGAAAAAGUUUCUCUGUGUAAAAAAA